Molecule: messenger RNA, 2199 nt
Organism: Juglans regia (Persian walnut)
Lineage: Eukaryota; Viridiplantae; Streptophyta; Magnoliopsida; Fagales; Juglandaceae
Product: transcription factor GTE12-like
Exons: 11
Coding region: 132-1850 (572 amino acids)
Molecular function (GO): protein binding
Source: RefSeq, a predicted model, not a curated record
CGUUUCGUUUGGGUUGACCUGAAAGUCUUCUAUUUUCAGAGUCCUCUUUUGCUCCCUAAAGCUUUACUUCCCCACAGUUGUUCGUCUCAGAGGCCUUGUUCUAUCUGCGGCGAUCGGCAGAGUUUCUCAAUAUGAUUGCAACUGAAACCAUGGUAGCAAACAAGAAGCUCAAUAUUAAAUUCUCCAUGAAAAGAAUAGAAGCCAAUCUUGAUAAUCAGGCAUGUGGGCUGGAGCAGCUGGAAUCAUUAGUUGAUGAGUGGAAUCGUAGUAGUUCUGUGAAUGGAAGUAAUGGAUCUGAGAGGAAAAAGAUGCACAGUAUUUGUCGUUCUGAUGGUACAAAGAAACUGGAACCCGAGUAUCCGAAGGAAAAAUUCUCUAGGCCGGGGUCAAAAAAGCGUGGACCUCCAGAGUUGAUAGAGUGUCCAAAAGAGAAGAGGCAAAGGAUGGAUCGUAGUGUGACUUCUCAUUGUUCCACAAUUUUGAAAAAACUGAUGUCUCAUCCAGCUGGUUGGGUUUUCAACAAACCAGUCGAUCCUGUGGCUUUGAACAUUCCGGAUUAUUUCACAAUUAUAUCCAACCCCAUGGAUCUGGGAACAAUAAAGUUUAAACUGGAGAAAAAUAUGUAUUUUGACACAGAAGGGUUUGCGGCUGACAUCAGACUAACCUUUUCUAAUGCCAUGCUUUAUAAUCCUCCGGGUAAUAGCGUCCACAAAAUGGCACAGGAAUUAAACAAUGUUUUUGAGACAAGAUGGAAAUCUUUUGGGGAAAAGUGGGAUUAUGAAAGCUCAAAGGUUGGGCAAAGAAAACUAUCAACUGGAAAGGUGACGGAGACUAUUGAUACCAGACAGGGUGUUCAAAAAGCUCCUCUGCGUAAUAAUUUGUUGAUUAAGAGGUCAUUGCCUACCAUUGAGAAGGUCAAGAGUUCUGAUGGAAGAGAUGUGGAAGUCAUGAAGAUUGCACGGGACUGCACUCAGAAAUCGUCAGGAAAUGACUCUCACAAAGGAAUUGACAAUAGUAGUAGACAUGCCCGUGCCUCUGUCAAUAAUGAACCUCUGGAACCUCCAUCAAUCCUGAUUGCUUGUAGAUGUGGUCAAUGUGGCGCCAUUACAUGCCUGUGUAGCCUACCUUGUAAUGCAACUAAUGCAUCCUCAAGUGAUUUAUCUUCAGAAAGAUCAUUGGACAGAGACCAUCGCAUUUGUGGUUUUGAUGCUUCCAGACAGGCAAUAAGCGGGUCAUCAUCCCACAUAAGCAAGUCAGAUCCGGAUUCUGAUGGGGCUGUAAGUGCUUUGGAUUAUGAAAAUGCAUGCCUUAGUUCUCGGCCCACGCCUCCUGCAACAGAUCCUGCUUCUGAAGGAGGAUGUUCAGUUUUUGAUGAAGAGCUGUCACCAAAGAAGGCUCUACGUGUUGCAAUGCUAAAGAGCCGCUUUGCAGAAACUAUUCUGAAAGCACAACAUGGGAAACUUCUUGACCAUGGUGACAAAGCUGAUCCUUUGAACUUGCAGCAGGAAAAGGAAAGACUGAAAAGGAGACAGUCUGAAGAGAGGGCUAGGAUUGAAGCUCAAAUGAGAGUGGCAAAAGCAGCCUCACAAAUAAAGGAAGAGGCUGAGCAGAAGCAGCAGCGUGAAAGAGAAAGGGAAGCUGCUCGAGCUGCGCUUCAUAAGAUGGAAAGGGCUGUUCAUCUUGAGGAGAAUUUAUGGAUUCAGAAGGAACUUGAUAUGUUACUUGGCUGUUCUCUAUCUUGCUCGCGAACCCUAUUGGAGAAACUAGGUUUGUUUAUUAAAGAUGAAUCCAUGGAGGAUGAUGAGGUGAAUUUGAAUGUAGAUGGGGAGGAAGGGGAGAUUUUUUCAUGAAGAUGAACCCUACUCUACUCUACUCUACUCUACCCUACCUUAUAGUUUCAAGUCUUCCUUUUUGCCUGGCUAUGCCUGUUUAUAUCAUUAUACUGGAGGAAAAAGGGACUUGGCUCAUAAAUGACUAUUUUUUACCUUUUACCGGCUCGGGGUUGCUUAAGGUUUGGAAAUUGGGGCGGGGGGGUGGUGGGAAGAAGUAAUAGAUAAAUUCAUAUAAGAUGCAGUUUGAGUUAGAGAGUGUUGUUGCACCCGUUUGUCGUACCAGGACAUCUCUUUCUGCUGUGUCAUGUUUUCUCUGUUUAUUGUACUUGCAAAAUAAAAUGAAAGAAGAAAUAUUAGAGUUGGUUAA